Ochotona curzoniae (black-lipped pika) is the source of this 4240-nucleotide messenger RNA. It is a transcript of the gene BBS12, whose product is annotated as Bardet-Biedl syndrome 12. NCBI's taxonomy places the organism in Eukaryota, Metazoa, Chordata, Mammalia, Lagomorpha, Ochotonidae. Gene Ontology annotation, biological process: chaperone-mediated protein complex assembly; photoreceptor cell maintenance. The record is from RefSeq and is a predicted model, not a curated record. Gene Ontology annotation, molecular function: ATP binding. The transcript has 2 exons. Bases 98 to 2215 code for a protein of 705 amino acids.
CUCCCGGCGUUUUGGAGUCCCAACCGCAUUCAGAGCCGCGCCUGGAGGGUCGGCUUUCCACCCUCGUUAGAGUGGAGAAGGAGCAAGAUGAUGAUUCAUGGUGAUGGCUUACAGGGUUGUACACAAAACGAGGCAUGUGGGACUGCAACAACUCUCAUCAUUUGCAGAAACAGGAAGAACUUUCCUAGGCCCAGUGAAAGCCACCAAAUUUGUUGUUGAUGGACAGGGUUGUGAAAGUCUGUUAGUCAGCUCUGCAGUAAGGCUUCUUGAAAGUUUGGAUUUAAGCAGUGCAGCGGGACAGCUUCUCAGUGAAGCGGUUCAAGCACAGAACAGCGCAUACAAAACUGGGACCACCACUCUCUUGUUUCUCGUCGGUGCGUGGAGUAGAGCUGUUGAAGAAUGUCUGCAUAUGGGUGUCCCGAUUCCCGUAAUAGUGUCAGUGAUGUCAGAAGGCUUGAAUUCUUGCAGUGAUGAGGUAGUUUCCCUUCAGGUGCCUAUCCACAACGUGUUUAACCAGAUGGACAGCACAAGGACAUUUUCAGGACUUGAGACAUUCAGCAUCAGUUUGUCACCUUUUGUGCAAGUUCCCCCAGACACUGGUUUGAUACAGGAAAAGCAAGACCUCAAAGGUGGUACCUCGCAGCCAUCAGCCAUUUCCAGUCUUUCUGAGAAGUCGCCUGUGAAGUCCCCUGAACUCUUCAGGACCCAGGCGGAGGUUGGAGUUGAUGGAAGCACAUCACCAGCUCUGAAACACAGGCUGCGCCCUCACCCCUGCUGCCAAAAGUCAGUGUUAAGACACAGUAGGCAUUUUAAUAAGACAGAUAAUUGGUGGAUACACAAGCCAGGUGGAAUCCUACAACAUGGCGUGUCUACUCCAUGCACUGAUUUGAUGGAGUUGGCAGUGGGCUUGAGUCACGGAGACCACAGCAGCAUGAAGCUAGUGGAAGAAGCGGUGCAGCUGCAGUGUCAGACUGCAUGUGUGGGACAGAACAGCCCUGCUGCGCCAUUCGUGUUUGACAUUUCAAGAAUCUUCACUUGUUGUCUGCCAGGUUUACCCGAAGCAUUUUCUUGUGUUUGUCCAGGAUACAUCACUCAUGUGUCAGUAUCGACUGCCGCUCUGAUCGAGGCAUUGCAGAAUCAGCCAGUCCGGGUAGUUCUCAUUGAAGGUGACCUCACUGAGAAUUAUCGCCAUGUAGGAUUUAAUAAGUCUGCAAAUGUUAAAACAGUCCUAGAUGGCAUGAAACUUCAAGAAGAUAGCUCAGAAGAACUGUGGAUGGAUCGUGUAUUGCAGGUAUUAACCCAGUUUGAUGUGAACCUCCUACUGGUCCAAGGAAAGGUAUCUGCACAGUUAGUUGAAAGGUGCAUCCACAGUAAGCGGUUGGUAAUUGGGUCUGUGGACAGCCAGGUGAUGCAGGCUUUUGCAGAGGCUGCAGGAGCUGUCCAGGUGGCUUAUAUUACACAAGUGAAUGAAGGCUGUGUGGGCAGUGGGGUCCACGUGAGCACCUGGAGCAGUCCCUUGGGCGUUCUGGAUAGGAGCAACAAAAGAGCAGUCAUGUUAAAUAAAGAAGGAAUGAAUUUGGUCACAGCAGUGCUCACCAGCCCGGUCACUGCACAGAUACAAGCCAAAGAAGACAGGUUCUGGACUUGUGCCUAUCGUUUACAUUGUGCUCUAAAAGAGGAGAAAGUCUUCCUUGGAGGUGGUGCAGUUGAAUUUUUAUGUCUUAGCCAUCUUCAAAUUCUUGCAGAGCAAUCUCAGAGAAAAGGAAACCGUGCCUGGUCGGGAUGGCUUCCUAAUACUUCCUCUUGGUUAGCCUCAUCUCUGGCAGUAUACGGACCAGCUGUGCUCAACUGCCUUGCAAGCGGGUGGCAGAAGUACCUUUCAACUCUUAUCUGUAACACUGGUCAGUACUCGUCGCAAUUUGAAGCCAGCUCACUCCUGCAGCAGCAUCUACAAAAUGCCAAAGAUUCUGGCUCUGCUUCGUCAUAUGUCCUGAAGAAAUACAGUGAAUUAAAUAGUGGAGUUUUCAAUUCGGGGAUUUCAAGUAAACUGGAGCAGAUUACAAGAGUUUAUGAUGUUGUUACACCAAAGAUCGAGGCAUGGCGCCGAGCAUUGAAUUUAGUCCUCUUGGUGCUUCAAUCAGACAGCGAAAUUAUUACUGGUCUUGAAUACACUCAAGUAAACUCACAGGAAUUGGAGGGCUUUUGCUUUUUGUAGUAUUAUUAGCUAAGUCUUAAUAAAAUGCCCCCUCUUGUGACUUUUAAUGCUAAUAAUAAAUUUACAUAUUAGUAAUCAAGUUAUAGUGCCUCAAAUGACAUUGUUGCCAGGAAAAGAAUAGUCACUAAAAUGCAUAGGCUGAGAUUUUACCUUUCUUACGAGCUAACAAGUUAGCCUAUUACUGUUUUGUAGGUUGAAACACAAUACACAAGAUACCUUGGCCAAAAAUAAGCAAAGACUCUAACCAGAGCUUUCUACGGGCUUUCAGUUUCUCAUUUCCCUGAUUCCCACAGGAACACCAGCACGAUGGGAACCUGCAGACAGUGAAUUGUAUUGCAGGAAACGAACAUGGAACUUCAGAUAGUCACACUUUUAUGAUAAGCCGGAACAGUCCUGUUCUUUGUCCGACAGGAGUUGUAACACUCUCAGAUUUGCUUAGAGCAAGCAUAAGUUCAAGAUAUGGACCAUGUUCUUGUAUUUUGGGCAUAUUCAAUAAGUGUGCCAGGGUGCUUAGAACCCAUAGUGGAUAAAUUCUUCUGACACUCCAUGGCAUUUUAUUUUAGGCUGGGAUUGGCAAAAGAUCCAGUGGAAUAAUCUAAAAAAAUCCCUGAAAAUAAAUGUAAUUUUGAAGAUAAGGAUAAUUGACCUCAGGGAAACCAAGUUGGAGAAAGAGAAUCUUUCCAAGCAAAUUUUUCAAGCAGAGAAAGGCUACCCAGAAAAGGCUCAAAUUUUCAGUCUUUCAUCAAUAACAGGCUAGAACCCCAAAGCUACAAAGUUAGGAAAUCAGCCCUGGCCCAGUCCUACCUCAUCCACAGGAGUCCUCUCUUUCUAUGGUUCCAUAAAACAUCCCAAUUAUUUGAACACGAGGAAAGGUGAAAAGGCUUUUAAUGUCAAAUGGCCUUAUUAAAAGAAAAGAUUAAAACAGACUUAGUCCUUUGUGGCUGCACUAACGAACUAUGAAGACUAGGUGAUUUGUAAAUAGUUUUGGAGAAUGGGAAUCCAAGAUCAAGUGCCCUGACCUGGCUUCAAGCGCUCUGGGCAUUUAGGAAUGAGGUAGCACUUGAGAAUGUUGUCUCUCCCCUUCCCAUUCCUUUUUUUUUUUUUUUAAUUAGAUGGGAGAUAAUGGGUUAUCAAAUGAGAACUCUCCAAAAAAAAGUGGGGGCGGGAUCUGCAUGCAGCACUUUGGGCUAGAUCACAAGUAACAAAAGAGCAAAUAGAUGCCGCAGAAAAUGCAGAAGGAUUUUGUUGUUUCUUAGCACAACAAAGGGAUUUAUUUCUAAAAUUCUGUAAGAGAUCUUUGAAAUGAUUACUUACUUUCCUAGGUAAAGAAUGAACCAAUCUAAUGUGAGAAUCACCCUCCAAAAUUUUUUAUUUUUAAUAUUAUUUAUGUAACUGAGGGAUGCAUGUCCAUGUGGGCCUCUGAGUAGGGUAGGGACACUCAGGUAUGGAGGAAGUGGCUUUUUGUUUGUUUUUCUUUUUUCUCCUUUGUUCUUGGGAGGAGAAGAGGGUCACUCCUUGCUGUUGAACUACAUCAGCACCCAGGGAUGGGAGAGAGUCCGUUGAGACCCCGAUGUAAGGAAGAGUAUUCUGAGGGUGUUACUUGAUUGAGAUAUUACUGCUUUUGUUGCUCCAGGGUUGAGAAAAGCUUUCCAAGUCUACUGGGUGACCAAGGCCACUUGGUGCAGCCACAGACCCGAGAUCAUGCUGCAGAGCUUGGCUAGGAAAAUUGUCCAGCAUGUUCUGCUUUCCAUUCUCUGAUGAGGCAGGUGUUGUCCCUUGCUGGCCUUGAUGAGCAGACCAUCACGUUUCCUCUGCAUUGGCUUCAGUGACUGCGGAGGCCCAGUCCUGAUCCACGCACUCCAAGCAUAUUCUGUGAUUCUCCCUGUGGUCAGGGUCUCAGUCCAGCAGUCUAGGUGGGUAGUACCCCAAGAAACCUUGCCUGGGGUAACCUCAGACUUGAGUCUGAUGUGUGCCAGCCAGUGCAAGGUCAGGUAAAAUCUGUCACCUCCAUCAGUCCACACACAA